Siniperca chuatsi (mandarin fish) is the source of this 1177-nucleotide messenger RNA. It is a transcript of the gene gtf3ab, whose product is annotated as general transcription factor IIIA, b. The record is from RefSeq and is a predicted model, not a curated record. Lineage: Eukaryota; Metazoa; Chordata; Actinopteri; Centrarchiformes; Sinipercidae. Bases 86 to 1057 code for a protein of 323 amino acids. Gene Ontology annotation, cellular component: nucleus. The transcript is spliced from 9 exons.
GAGGUGCUGGUUGUAGGUCAGUAAGUGUCCUGCCUCUUUACUAGUAGUUUUGUCUGUGACCACAACAACACAUCUCUUAUUAAAGAUGGGGGAGAGGUUGCAAAGUCAAAAAAGCUAUGUUUGCUCUUUCUUUGAUUGUAAAGCUAAAUUCAGUAAGCCAUGGAAGCUAGAGGCUCAUCUUUGCAAACACACAGGAUUGAAACCAUUCUCCUGUGAGAACUGUGACAAGAGCUUUUGCACUCGCUAUCAGCUCACCAGACAUGAGCUCAAUCACAGUGGGGAAAAACCACACAAGUGUCUGGCUGAUGGAUGCUCUGAGGCCUUUGUCACGAAUACCAGCAUGAAGAACCACAUGGCUCGAGUUCACCAGCACCAGGAGAAGCAAUAUCGAUGCGACCAUCAGGGAUGUGGAAAGGAUUUCAACAAGAGAAAGCAACUGAAAGCUCAUAAAUGUGAACACCAACAACUUCUUCCAUUUCAUUGUUCUUUCAGUGGCUGUGCAAGAGAAUUUCCCACUCAUGGGAAACUGAAGCAUCAUGAGAGAGUGCAUGAAGGAUACCCUUGUGAGAAUGAAGCGUGUCCUUUUCAGGGAAAGACGUGGACAGAAUAUCUGAAGCACAGAAAAGAACAUAAAGUCAAGGUGCCAUGUGGCGAGUGCAAAAAGCUGUUUAACAACACCUGGUUCUUGCACCAGCAUGAGCUGCGCGUCCACUCUGGGGAGAAGAGGAAGCUGUCGUGCCCCAGAGAAGGGUGCGAUAAGGAGUUCACUCGUCGCUUCAACUUGGAGAGUCAUGUACUGGGAGACCACGAGGGCAAGAAGCCCUUUAGCUGUGCGUAUGCUGGCUGUGAGAAGAGCUUUGCCAUGAAGGAAAGUCUGUGGCGACAUGGAGUGGUGCAUGACCCAGCAAAGAAAAAGAUGAAGAAACUGCAUCCUAAAAAGAACCAGCCCUGGCGUAUGGCACAGCAGGUCAAACUGGCAGCUGCAGCCAAUCAAGCAGAGACCAACAAGCUUGCUGCAAAGCUGCGCAAUACAACUUUAAAGGAUAACAAAUCUUGAGGCUGCAUUAUAGAAGUAUCUGCUUGAAUGUGUUCAUUAAUAGUGAAACAAAUCAUGUAAUUUCUGUUUGACAUACUUUUUGUUAUUGUGAAUAUGAAUUAAAGCCUCAUUAAAACAGCA